CUAAACAUUACUUAUUUCGAAAUUUGCUAGUCAAAAUGAAUAGUCUUAUUUACUAACUCUAAGUAUUAGCAUUCCUUUCGGAUCUAAUUUUCGAAUUCUGUGUAAAUUGUUUUGAUAAUUAUACAGUUUUGUGAGGUGGCGGUAGCUACAGUAAUUUUUAAUCCUAACACUACGUUAAUAGAAAACAUUGUUUACCCAUUUUAUCUUUCAUUAGUUUUGAAAAGAUAACCUUAAAUGUUAACUAUGGCUGUAAAGUUAAACAGAAUUUCACCAUUUGCGUGUUGUAAUAUUCUCAAUUACCAAAAUGUCAGAUGGUAUUGCACAAAAAAGGAAAGUGACAUGCAAAUACCUAAAAAUCCAUUGAAAAAGUAUUUUAGCGCAAGUGAUCAACCAACAAAUGGUGUUAUAUUUGAUAAUAAACCUUUCAAAUACACUUGCAUAGCUGGAAAAAAGUAUGUAUGGUGUUUAUGUGGUAAAAGUCAUUCGCAACCAUUUUGUGAUGGUACUCAUAGAAAUCAAGCGCUUAAGAUUAAACUGAGACCUAUAGUAUUCACCGUAGAAGAAACUAAAGACUAUUGGCUUUGUAAUUGUAAACAAACAUCAAAUAGACCGUUUUGUGAUGGUACACAUUUGAGAGAAGAUAUAAAAAAGUUAAAAUACAGGAAUUAAUUAAUAAAAGAAUUGAUAAACAGUUAUAGUUAUAUAGCAUGUACAAAUAUCAUAAAUCUUUUUAUCCAAUAAAAUUUAGUACCGAAACUAU
This is a messenger RNA of Megachile rotundata (alfalfa leafcutting bee), 760 nucleotides long. RefSeq lists its product as uncharacterized. The record is from RefSeq and is a predicted model, not a curated record. Gene Ontology annotation, cellular component: mitochondrion. Gene Ontology annotation, molecular function: 2 iron, 2 sulfur cluster binding. Lineage: Eukaryota; Metazoa; Arthropoda; Insecta; Hymenoptera; Megachilidae.